UAUAUAUAGAUAGAUAAUUCUUACUACGAACGAAGAAAUAAUAUUAUAUUUGAUUCGGUGACAUUGAUUAUAAUAACAGUCAAAUGACAUUCGUCAGCUUAAACUCAUGUUUCCUUAAAAGCAAUACUGAAGAGCAGUAUCAGAGACUUUAUCUGUCUAGCAUCAAAUUUAUGCUAAUUCAGAGCGAGGAUAUCGAAUAACGAGGAGUAAGAAAGGCGGAGAACAGAAGAACAAGAAGUAAAAUAGUUGAGACCUAGAUCGAGACCUCAGGUAGUCUGCACUGAUUCUAAAACCUGUUUCUCUGGUGUACUAUUCUCUCUCUUUCGAAAAUUAUAAUUCGACGACUUCGAUACAAAGUGUGCACGUGCAAUAUUUGUAUAAGAUUAUAUUUACGUCAACAAAUAAAUAUAAUAGUUAUGUAUGCGCGAGUGAAACUGUGCGGAGAAAGAGAGAUAAUAAAGCAAUUAUGUUCUCGAUCGUUCUCGAUUAACUCAUGUCACUUUGAUACCAAUAAACCAAAGCCUUUUAAAGAUAUUCCAGGACCGAAAUCCCUGCCUGUUAUUGGCACGUUAUAUAAAUAUCUACCUUACAUCGGUGAAUACAGUUUUACUGUGUUACAUACAAACGGUAUCUUGAGAUUAAAACGUUACGGACCUCUUGUUCGUGAGGAAAUAUUAGGUCAGCCGAUAAUAUAUGUCUAUCGACCGGAAGACAUCGCGGAAAUUUUCAAAGCCGAAACAGGUCUGCAUCCUGAAAGACGAUCGCACUUGGCUCUUCUCAAAUAUCGAAAAGACAGGAAUAAUGUCUAUAAUACCGGGGGUCUUUUACCUACAAAUGGCAUUGAAUGGUGGAGAUUGCGCCGCGAAUUUCAGAAGGUUCUGAGCAAACCAAGCAGUGUCAUCGAUUAUUUACAAGAUACUGACGCAGUUGUACAGGAGUUCGUACAGCUGUGUUCUCGUGAGAAACCCAACGACUUUCUACAUUUAUUCUCACGUCUCUUUCUCGAAUUGACAUGUCUCGUGGCUUUCGAUGUAAAGAUGGAGAGUCUAUCAGAAAAAGAAAAACAUCCGCAUUCUCGAAGUUCAAGACUAAUCGAUGCAGCAUUUAUAACAAACAGUGUAACUUUAAAAUUGGAUAAUAGCCUAAUGCUCUGGCGAUUUUUCGAAACACCAUUAUAUAAAAAAUUAUGCAAAGCGCAAAAUUAUAUGGAAGAAGUAGCAUUGCAAAUGGUUAUUCAGAGAAAUCAAAAUGCACUGAUACAUCGAAAGCAAUCUCUCUUAGAAGAAUAUCUAAAGAAUGAGGCUUUAGAUAUCAAAGAUAUUGUAGGUAUGGCAUGUGACAUGUUACUCGCUGGCGUAGAGACUUCAACAUACACCACGUCAUUUAUCCUCUAUCAUCUUGCAAGAAAUAUAGAUGUUCAAGAAAAGUUGAGAUCAGAAGCUAUGGCUUUGUUAUUGGAUCCUACUUCCCCAAUAACGGCAGAAACUUUGAGAAAUGCAACGUACACCAAAGCCGUAAUAAAAGAAACUUUUAGGCUGAAUCCAAUUUCUGUAGGGAUUGGUCGUAUCCUACAAACUGAUGUAAUCCUCAGCGGAUAUCACAUUCCCAAAGGAACUGUGGCCGUCACGCAAAAUCAAAUCAUUUCUCGACUUCCCGAAUAUUUCAAUGAACCCGAUUCGUUCAUACCAGAAAGAUGGUUGCGCAAUAAUGAUAGGAUAAAUAAGCUGGGAGAAAAACCUAUUGAUCCAUAUAUUGUAUUACCUUUUGGUCAUGGUCCGCGGUCGUGCAUUGCCAGACGAUUUGCAGAACAAAACAUGCAAGUUGUUUUACUUCGGAUUUGCAGAAAUCUACGGUUUACAUGGUGUGGAGGAUCUCUCAAUACGGUUUCAUUACUAAUCAACAAACCUGAUGCGCCAAUUAAAUUAAAAUUUGAAAAAUUAUAUGAAUAAAAUGUGAAUUAGAAUCACAAUAAUUGAGAAUCUUCAGAAAAUCUUCAGAAAAGAUAUAUCCGAAAACAGAUAUUUGUUAUAUAUUUAUUUGAUAGCAGAAUUGCCUCUUGAUUUAUUCAAUACAGUAAUAGAUAAUAAUUACAAGUAUAUGUAAAGGAUGAUAAUAACUUAUCAAAUACGAAAACUAAACG
Pogonomyrmex barbatus (red harvester ant) is the source of this 2140-nucleotide messenger RNA. It is a transcript of the gene dib, whose product is annotated as Cytochrome P450 302a1, mitochondrial. The record is from RefSeq and is a predicted model, not a curated record. NCBI's taxonomy places the organism in Eukaryota, Metazoa, Arthropoda, Insecta, Hymenoptera, Formicidae. Gene Ontology annotation, molecular function: heme binding; iron ion binding; oxidoreductase activity, acting on paired donors, with incorporation or reduction of molecular oxygen.